This is a messenger RNA of Mugil cephalus (flathead mullet), 2412 nucleotides long. It is a transcript of the gene shtn2, whose product is annotated as shootin 2. The record is from RefSeq and is a predicted model, not a curated record. The coding region runs from base 536 to 2245 and encodes 569 amino acids. Lineage: Eukaryota; Metazoa; Chordata; Actinopteri; Mugiliformes; Mugilidae. The transcript is spliced from 17 exons.
AUCACUCCCACCCAUUGUCGUCAUCCCCUGAAUUAUCGCCCCGAAAUGUGGGUCUCAUGGCAGGUGUCUUGAUGCUUCAGGGGUCAUGAACUCCGAGUACAGAUGCUAAUAGAGGAGUGAAAGCAGCUUUUGCCUUCGCCCCGGCUGCUUGAGUGACAUUGAUCUUGCAGUAGAGAGACAGUGUCGUCCCCCAGAGACCGCCUGCAUGGACCGAGGCUACAUUUCCCCCUUUUCACUGUAUGAAAAGGGGGCAGGAGUUCACACGCUUCCGCUAACUUAUCUGCAACUUCAAAAGCAAAACAUAAAAAUAUAAUCUUUUCAGCCCUCUUGUGACUAUUAACACGUUCCUUCAGACCAAAUGGAAGGAAAAGGUUCCUCAUUUUUGAAUCCAGGCAGUAGGGGGAGGGUUUAAAUAGACAUUUCCACUUACUUCUUUACUUCUUAGCGAAACACUCGCUGCCCAGACACAAAGCAGGUUUUUGUUUGUGCUGCUUCGACCAGCUGGCCGAGGUGCUAAAGCUGUGUGUGGGACAAGAUGUGGGAUCAAGGUGAGGACGGUGCAUCCACAGACUCUGACGGGGAGAGCGUCUUAUCCUCCGAAGAUGAGGGAGACAUUCAGUACGAGAUCCUGGAGAAGCAGAGGGAUGAAGCCAAUCAGAAGCUGUCUGAUUUGGAGGAAGUUUCCAGUCAGCUCCUGAAAGAGAUGACUGUGUUGGAGAUGCAGUUCCAGAUUGAGCGUACCUGCAGGGAGAGUGCUGAGGCUCUCGCACUCAAGGUGACCAAAGAGAACAAAGCCCUGCAGAGGAGGAGCCAGAUGUUGAUGCCGCUCAUCAACGAGCUGCCUGAAAACCUGGUUGCCGCGGCCUUUGACCCGGAGACCAGCCCCGCGGCCGGCGGUGACGAGGUCGAUUUCGGCGGGGACAGAAGCGAGGACACGCUGCUGCUGGAGAGUCAAGCCAAGAUCACAGAGCUUCAGGCGUCGGUGGACGGUCUGCUGGCCGAGAAGCUGCAGCUGGAGCAACAAGUGGAGGAUCUGACCAGAGAGCAGGUCCAACUCAGAGACCAGCUAGCUCUGGAGGUCGAGGAGAAAGAGGCCCUCCUGAGGACGAUGAGCAAACAGAGCAAGACCAUGAAUAAGAUCAAACGAGUCUCCAAGCUUGUCACGGAGGAGUUCACAGAGAUGUCUCAGAAGCUGGAGUUGGAGCAGGACCUCAGGCAACACGCUGAAGUCUUGGCCCAUCAGAUGCUGGUGGAGAAGAAGGUAACCCCAGGACAGAGCGCGGUGGAGGUGCAGAGCCCAGAGCCUGGCCUCCAGCUGCAGCUGCAGCAAGCGCUGGAACAAAUAUCUCAGAUCAGCUCAGCCCUGUGUGUUAUACAGCAUCACUACCAGGACCAGGUGAAGCAGAAUCAGAGCGAGGUGCGGGAGAGCAGUGUCCUCCCUGAGCUGCAGGACCUUAGAGAGCAGCUGGAGAAGAGUGAGGAGGAGAGGAAGACUUUAGAAAGGCUGCUGUCUGAGGCUAACAGCACCGUCACUCAACUCCAGGAAGAAGUCAAACAGCUACAAGAAACCCCGAGCAGAGAGGAUAAAUCUGACGAGCUGUUGGAGGAUUCCGCUCCCGCUCCACCUCCACCUCCACCGCCGCCUCCUCCUCCUCCUCUGCCUCCCCCUCCUCCGCCGACCACCACCAAUUUUCUUGAUUUUCUGAAGAGUCGGAAGAAAAAUGGAAUCACUGGAGAUCAUCCAAAUAAACCAGCAACAGCGACGGACACGAAGGCAAAAGCAGUGGAUGAAAUGAUGGAGAGAAUAAAGAAUGGCAUCAUCCUGAGGCCCAUCAAGAGAGUACAGGAGGAGGACAGCUCGUGGAAGGACCAGAGGAGUGAAAACAGAAAAUCAGCCGUCUUGGAGUUGAAAGGAAUGCUGGACAACAUAAAACGACAGCACCAUCGCAGAGUGCCAUCCAGAAGGGGAACGGGCCGAAAUGUCGGGGAGGCAGAGCUCCUGCUGGUGCUCCAGAGGAGGAGGAGAGUGAUGGGAGACCAGGAGCCGUCGUCUUCAACUCAAUCACAGGAUCUCCAGCCUGGUCAGCAGGAUGCCCCAGUGACAGGAGACAUUCCCUGGGCGAAUGAGAGCGGCAGCGCCCCUGUGCUCCGGAGGCUGAAACAGAACAGGGAGAAGAGAGACUCUCGCAUCAGAGCAUCAGCUCUAAUGAUCAGCCACGAAAAUUGCUGGCAGUCAGAGAAAUGAACCAAAUAGCUUGCUUUGCCCCUAAAGGAGUAAUAUAUACAACAUUAAUAUGAAUGCAUGUGCUGCCUUACAGAACUAUUUUAGUGAAUAACUUGUUGGUAUUAAAAAAAUAAUUAAAAAAAUAAAAAAAAUAACUCAAAUAAAGUGAUCAGCACACUGACAGAAAA